AUGUUUCUGAAAGCAGUCAAAGAAGCCGGUGAAGCAACCCGGUUACCAACAGCCAGUCAAAUAGCCGGUUAUGGUGGUGGGAUGUCAGCAUCAGCGUCAUCCUGGUAUGCUGGCGGAUCAACAGCGCCACUGUCGCCUCAGCUUGAUCGGAGUGGUGGGCAGAAACAACUGGAUGACAGCGCUAUGGACGAGGAAGAGACAAUCGAAAUCGAUGUUUAUGAUGAUAUUGGUGAUACUUUAUUUGUGAUGCCAGACGAGGCAGAUAAAAAAACUGGUAACACUCGCUCGAUUGUAAAGACAAUGGAAGAAUGUAGUGAAGAUCAACUCGAAAUUGACAAAAAACGUGCAAAAUUGCAAAAAACUGGUCCUACGGAUGAGCGUAGACUUUAUGUAACUUUGAAAGGUGACUCAAACACUGGAUUGGCUAAGCGGAUGACAAAAUUCAGUGAAGGAAAUGCGGGAUUUACUAAACAAAAACCCGAAAGGCGCCGGAAUGAGGCUAAUCCAAUUCUGGCGCAUUUAAAUCUGCCGUGUCCGAGACAUGCUGAGCGACAGUCGGCUGUAGAUAAAAACACUGGUAAUGCGGAAAGCGGCGAUGUCCUUAUGAUCUCAUCGACUGCAGGGGCUAAUGCUGAUGCCAAGGAGUUACCGCGUUGGGGUUUGCAAAUUCAGCUACCAGAAGAAGACACGACUGACGAAGAUGAUAGUGAUGAAGCACGCAUUGAUGCGGUUCUUGCGAGCGCUCAAACAGGCCAAGAUUUUGACGAAGUAAUUCUUAAAGUUGGAUUCUGUUGGCAUUAG
This is a messenger RNA of Gongylonema pulchrum, 801 nucleotides long. NCBI's taxonomy places the organism in Eukaryota, Metazoa, Nematoda, Chromadorea, Rhabditida, Gongylonematidae. The record is from the annotation of a GenBank genome assembly.